Guillardia theta CCMP2712 is the source of this 430-nucleotide messenger RNA. RefSeq lists its product as hypothetical. NCBI's taxonomy places the organism in Eukaryota, Cryptophyceae, Pyrenomonadales, Geminigeraceae. The transcript is spliced from 3 exons. The record is from RefSeq and is a predicted model, not a curated record. Bases 4 to 366 code for a protein of 120 amino acids.
CAGAUGUCCUAUCAUUACGACUCGAUGAACGAUUCUUCCGCUCUUGAAACUUCGGGAUUCGUUUCGAGGAUGCAGAGCGACGUAGCCAAGAGGGAGGAGCAGAAGCGAAUCAACGAACUCAAGAAGACCGACGAAGGCAAGAGAAUCCUGAAGCAGCUGGGGUACAUGAAGGACCCCAAGAAGAUAGUGUCGCUAUCCGAGCGAGAAAAGAGCAUGGCCCAAGACCAGACUCAGAAGCAGCUGCGCGACAUGGUUGGAGGCGGAACAAACCCAGCGCCCAAGGUGGUGGUGCACUCAUCGACUAAGAUCAAUGACAAGAAGCAGUGGGAUAGCGCGACAUGGGCCAAGUCCACUUACAUCUUCUGAUCCCUCGCAGCGCGACAGGCGCUUCAUGUAUUCUAGGCUUGACAUACACGAACUUUGGAGCUCU